UCAUUGCAUCAGUCAUUCACAUGGUACCGGUAAAUUGAUCAUAAAAAUACGUACAAAAUGCCUCUUUCUUGUCGGUUUUACAAGCAUGUUUAUCCAGAAAUGGACGAUGUGGUAAUGGUAAAUAUACGAAGUAUCGCUGAAAUGGGUGCUUACGUCAAUCUGUUAGAGUACAAUAAUCGAGAAGGGAUGAUAUUGUUGAGCGAAUUAUCAAGAAGACGAAUUCGUUCCAUCAAUAAGUUGGUUCGUGUAGGGCGAAAUGAAUGUGUCGUCGUUCUUCGUGUAGAUAGAGAGAAAGGUUAUAUUGAUUUGUCGAAAAGACGUGUUUCUCCUGAAGAAGUGAAGAAGUGUGAAGAGAAAUUCACAAAAGCAAAAACAGUAUACAGUAUUUUAAGACAUUGUGCUGAAAUACUGGGAUAUGAAUCAGAUGAACAACUGGAARACUUGUAUGAAAAGACAGCCUGGUUCUUUGAUCAGAAGUAUAAAACACCAGGCAGUUCAUAUGAUGCAUUUAAACUAGCUGUAACAGACCCAGCCAUUCUUGAUGAAUUAGAUAUUGAUGAAAAGACAAAAGAAACACUUUUGGCAAACAUCAAGAGAAGACUGACUCCUCAAGCUGUUAAAAUACGUGCUGAUAUUGAAGUAGCUUGUUAUGGAUAUGAGGGUAUUGAUGCCGUCAAACAGGCCUUGAGAACUGGUCUGGAUUGUUCUACUGAGGAUAUCACUAUCAAGGUGAAUUUGAUAGCAGCUCCUUUAUAUGUUAUAACAACCACUACACUUGACCAUGAAGAAGGGCUCAAGACACUUGUACAAGCUGUAGAAGCCAUCAAAACAUCCAUUAAAAACUCUGGAGGAGAGUUUACAGAGAAAGCAGCACCCAAGAUUGUUACCGAGACAGACGAGCUUGAACUCGCUAAGCAAAUGGAAAGACUCGAAAAAGAGAAUGCCGAAGUUGAUGGCGAUGAUGACAAUCCCGAUGAUGAAGAAGUAAUGGAUGAGAUUUAGAAUUAUUUAAUUCUAAAAGGACAUUUUCUUGGAAUUAGGGUCAUGCUUCGAAGAAUGAAUUCCGAGUUACUCGGACUGUCACUAACAUUGAAUGAUUAUGGACUUAAACUCGACAAGAAUUGUAGUCAUUGAUUACAAAUAGUGGGAUCUUAUCUUUAUUGGUACUUCCAUGUAACAAACGCCUGUAUCCCCCCCUCCCCGUUAUCUUCCCCCAUACAUUAUGAAACUUAAACUUUAAAAAAA
Exaiptasia diaphana is the source of this 1245-nucleotide messenger RNA. RefSeq names its product eukaryotic translation initiation factor 2 subunit 1. The transcript is spliced from 6 exons. Lineage: Eukaryota; Metazoa; Cnidaria; Anthozoa; Actiniaria; Aiptasiidae. Bases 58 to 1002 code for a protein of 314 amino acids. Gene Ontology annotation, molecular function: ribosome binding; translation initiation factor activity; RNA binding. Gene Ontology annotation, cellular component: eukaryotic 48S preinitiation complex; eukaryotic translation initiation factor 2 complex; eukaryotic translation initiation factor 2B complex. The record is from RefSeq and is a predicted model, not a curated record.